Molecule: messenger RNA, 7448 nt
Organism: Argiope bruennichi
Lineage: Eukaryota; Metazoa; Arthropoda; Arachnida; Araneae; Araneidae
Exons: 2
Coding region: 1927-3600 (557 amino acids)
Source: RefSeq, a predicted model, not a curated record
UCUCCAACUCCGAAACUGAUAGGAUGGAUAACUGACCUAAAAAUUAAAAGCGAUCGAUUCUUUACGAUUUUUCCCUCUUUCAUUUCACUUUCCCUCUCGAGCUCGAUAAGCGGGGCCGAAUUGUCUUUCAAUUAUUUUUAGGCCAUUAAAUCCUCUCUACGUCCAACAGAUACUCCGCUCCGCCAUUCCACUGCUUUUCCCUCUUCCGAUUUUGUUUUUCUUUUUCUUUCAUCUUUUUUCUCCGUUGUUUUUUUAUUUCUCUCUCCUUUGCGUUCUCUACUAUAGCGACCUACAAAUUCUCUGUGACGUCGUGAGUACGAUGUCCUGCCAUUGGGCGAUUCGGUGGUCUGUGGGGUUUACACGAGAGGGAAAGUGCCCAUAAUCUCUUUCAUGCAUGUCAUGAGCGGAAAAGGGUAGAUUUUCUCACUUUCCCUUAUCUUCCGUUAGAUAGAUGGCUGGGAGGAAUCUGACAGGGGAAAGCGGCGCAACAUUUUGGUUGUCUUCAGUUUCGGUUUACGGAGGGAAGCGCAGAAGCAUACACAAUCAACAAGUUGUUUGGGUUUCGUAACAAACCGUGCCUCGCAGAUGACGUGACGUGAACUUGGUGUCUGUUUCAGAUUUGACAGAAUGGCAAUGGGACUUAGAACCGUUGGGAGAACUUCAACGAGGAAUGGUGUUUUCGCCUUGGUUUGUGGAUGAAAAAUCGAUACUUCUCUUCGUGCAAGCUGCUUUGUUCCGAGACUGUUUUGAUGGCAGCGUGUGGCUAUUAUUUAUUGAUUUAGCUACCUUGUUAUAAGACUGUUUGGUGGCAUCGUGCGACUGUCAUUUAUUGUGGUUAAACAUUGUGGUUCUUGGACAUGUGUUAAUUUUAUCAAUGGAGUGAAAGAUAAAUUUUCAUAUGCAGUUCCAGAUGCCAUAACUUGUUAUGAUUGAUUAAAAACUUUCACCGGAAUUUUUUGUUUGUUAAAUGACAUCUAUCAAUUAAAAAACAUACUAUAUUUAGAAAAGGCAUCAAAGAAAUUGCUGAAACGGUUUUUUAAAAAGUAGUGUCACAUUAUAAAUUGCUGGCGACUGUUAAAGAAACUUUAUUCAAGAAAACUGAUUUUAGGUUUUACUGAAAAAACUGAAAUUAAAUAUAUGAAUUAAAAUUUUGUCUUACCUAAUUUCUGCCUUCAAAGAAAUUUUUCAAUUAAGUGAAAAAUCAUCAAGCAGCAGUUAUAUUUGGAUUCUCUCUAAAACAAAUCAAGUUAACAGUUUAUUUUUGUUUGGAUUAUCAUCACGUGCAUCACUGAAGAAUUUGCUUUACUGUAAAAAAUUUACAACUCAAGAUUUCUAUUUCAAGCUAUUCCGAACAAAGUGCUGUUUGUCUUUCACUCCCUAUAUUAAGUGAUUAUAUUACGAGAAAACAUUUGCUUUUAUCUUUAGCAUGUAAUUUGUGUCCUCUUCAACAUUAAAAUUAUACUUCUAUAAAAUAAUUUGGGGAAAAAACAUUUUAUCCCUGUGCUUUUGACUGAAAAAAAUACUUACAUUACACAAAGAAAAGAGGUAAAAGAUUACAGAAGUUUUUUUCAACAUAUGAAGAAGACUGGGUAGAAUCUCGUCAAACAGUUUUUCCACCUGACGCAAUAGGAUCAAGAAUAACCCAAUUUAAAACUGCAUUGAUAACUGAGAAGUACCGUUUCAAAUUUAAGUGAGAAGGAGCAAGUAUCAUGAACUUCUAAAACUCAGCAGAGAAUUAACAGUGAUUUAGACGAUAUAUUGCAUAAAAACAAAUUUUUUAUAAUAAAAUUUCUAAAUGUAAUUCAUUGUCUCCUAAAUGUCAAAUUCUGCUGAAAAAUUUUGAAAAUUUACAUAUGAUAUCCAUUUUGAAUCAACCAGUGUAUAAAGAUUUUGUAAUCGAAAAACAAACCGAUUCGAUGCAUUAAAAUGAAACUUGAGAUGGGAACCAUGUCAACACCUUCUGAUAGAGAUAUUUACAUAAUAAAUGAAGUGAUUGCUUCUCCCAAAAAUGAUCAGCCUAUCGAUUUAAGGGUGAGAAGUGUUAUUCAACGAAAUAAUAAUUGCAAUAAUUAUAAUGAACGACAGGCGUUUAGAGAAAGACCAAGGGAAAACUUGAUUCUUGCUUCCCUGCUUACAAAAACACCAUCUCAUCCCACACAAAUCCAACAAAAUUCCAGCCUUCAGCCAUAUACCUUUCCUAAGUUAGAGCAAAAUGCGAGGAAUUGUUCAAGAUCCUUGACUUCUAGAGACAUGUAUUUGAAUAUUAUUCCAGCAUAUUAUGGCAUACCUCAACCUCAGUUCGAAGGAGACACAAAACAAAGCAUUGUUGAAAAAUUAAACAUAAAUCGUGAAUUAACAGAUGAAUUUUCAGAUCAUAAAUCAUGGAACAUAAACGCCUGUCGGGAUCAAAGUUCUGCCAAUAUUUCUUCAUCCAUCCGCAGCAUAAAUGUUCCAUCCACAAGUUUCAGAAGUGUAGCACCUGACAUCGGAAUGGGAAUAUGGUCCAAUUUCCACAAUGGAAAAAAUAUACUUCCAAAAUACUGGAAAUAUCAUACAAAGUAUUCUAACCAGCCAUCAACUUCUCGGACAGUUCCUGAAAGAGUCGUUCAGAAUCAACGAAAUUCAAAUCCUGAUCAAUAUUCUAUCAUAAGAGAGCGAUUAACCAGUAACCCCAUAAUUCAGCCACCUCAAUCUUCUUUUAAUAAUUCAGGUCAGACAAGUAGCCGUUUGUACAGGCUUUUACAAAAAAGACCAACGGAGCAUACACAGUCUCUUAAAAGAAAGCUGUCAUAUUCAGUGGAUACCACUCAAAAUGAUACAACGAAUCAUAAAACUCUCAGGGGUUUGCUAUCAACUGGAAAAAAAUCACCUCCAACUAAUGAAAAUCAUUUUCAGAAUCGUUCAUUUUAUCAACAGGGACAAAUGGAGUACCACAUCAAAACUGAAAUAAAAACUGAACCACCUGACGAGGAUGAUGAAAUUCAGGUGACAUAUCAGCAACCCACGCAUGCUAGAUAUCAUCAAAAAGUCAAUGUACCAUCACAAGUUAUGUAUUAUCCUAAUGUAAUUCGUACUACACCAUCUAACGUCUUGAAAGGUCUAUUAGUAUCAAAUUGUAAGACAACUCCUCCUGCACCAAAGCUAAGAAACAUAUUACCAAGACCAGGCAACAUACCUCUUUCUGCACAGGAUCCUUCAAGACCAACGAGUGUUUUAGUUGUACCUAGAGCCCCAAGUGCAUCCUCCUCCUUACCUUUAAGUACUCUAAUUCAAUCGAGACCCUCUACUGCUCUGCCAACAAGAUCUUCAAGUAUUCUUCCGGUGACGAGACCUCGAAGUAUUUUACAAACAUCAGCAUCAACUAAUAUUUUAUCGUCGUCAGGGCCUCCAAGUUCCGGUUCUCCUGGGAGCGAGUCAACAUCGAGUGGAAGCACAGAUUCUGGUGUCUUCAGCGACAACCUGACGGAUGACAGACGAAGAUUGAAUCGAGUCAUGAGUGGACGGCAUGUGAAAACUGGUACUGGAGCUAGUAUUACAACCCUAAGGCUUUUACGCCAAAUGAUAAUCGAUCGAAAAAACAAAACCGAUCGAAAAUUAUAAUAAAAUUCACAAUGCAUUUAUUUAUUAAACAUAACUCAUACUUUAAGAGUUCCUAUAAUAGAGAAAAGAUGAGAACUAUUGAGAGAUCAUAUAUUUCAUCAUGGCACAUUCAUUGUGUUACACGACUUCGAUCAAACAUAAUGUCAAGAUAAAUGUGAAUUGUGUUAGAACAACACAUUUGUUGCCGUUUCUUCUUAAAUAAAAUUCACAAUAAUCAAAAUUAUUUCUUUCAUGAAAUUUCUAAGGAUAAAACAAAUUAUAUUUAUUAUGCUCUUUAUUGGAUUUCUGUUCGUGAAAAUUUACCCAUAAUAACUUACCAACAUGUGAAUUAUCAGUACUUAAUAUACAGAAUUCUUUCUUGGCUUCUCUAUUGAAUUCUCUGGCAUAACUGUUAGUGAAGUCACUGAGUGCCGAAGGAAAAUUUAAUCUUUUGCUCGUAUCAUAAAUUUUUUAAACUGGACGAAGUUUAAACACUUUCAGAUAUCACAUUUAGUAAUAAUAUAGUUCCAUUUUUUAUAAAUUAUAUUCUAUGUAUUUUAUUCCAGAACAAGACUGAAAGUAUAACCUUGAGAUAUAACCUGUUGAGGUAUUUAAAUAUGUAUGACAUUUGAUUUGAUUUGUGCAAAUGUGUAAAAAGUUAAUAAAUAAAUGAGUUGAUAAUUAAAUUUUAGCACAAGGGAAAUUUUAAAGUAUAUCGACAUUUAGUUGGAUCAGCGAAAAAAGCAUUUUAAUGAUUUCUAAGGAAUAAAAACCAUUAAACUUUAUCUAAAACUUAAAUAAUAAAAUGUAAUAUUGAAACAAGACUGAAAAAUUCUGUAAUCGAUACUAUUGCAAAAAUAUCGACCGUUUUUCUAUAAUUUUGAAAAAAUGCUGAUAUGAAAAUUUUGGCGAUUCCUUACUUAUUUUGUCUUGGCUUACUUUCUUUUUAUGCUUUAUUAAACAUAUAAUAAAAUGAAGGAAUUCAUUAAAUCAAUGGAACUUUUCUAAACCCUUUCAACACGCUUAAAAAUAUUUUUUGAAUGUCAAAUUAUUCAUAUUGUAUUUCAUUUGCAGUACCGAUAUUUCUAGUGAAAAUAAAAAGUCACACAGACUGUAACAAUUUCAACCGUAACGGCAAUUAGUUGAAAAACUUCAAUUUGGAGCUUAAACAGGGUAUUGACAAUGAAAUCUACUUAUCUAGUUAAUAUAAUAGCUUUUAUUGUGGAGAAAUACGAAUCCUGCUUAUAUCUAAAAUAUAAAUAUUGUGACAUUUCCUUUUUCUUUUGCUUCUGCACUGGUGACUUCCUAACGGCAACAGUAAAUUUAUUUAUUAACAAAAUGGAUGUUGAAUUAUGUUUGAUUUUCAGGAGCAUUUCAUUAUAAAAAGGACUUGAUAUACUAUCACUUGACAAACAAUUGAAUCCCCCCUUUCAUGCAGUAUUUGUACGUAGAACAAGUAGCAGGGCUUUUUAACGAUAUAUAUGUGUGUUAUAUAUACAAAUUCCAAAGGAAAGAAAUGUACUCUUAUUUCUUGCCUUUACUCUGUGAAUCUUAUGCAUUUAUUUUAUUAGAUAGUCUGUUUUUCAGAAAUAUACAUAAGGAGAUUAAAUCUCAAAAACAUACAAUGUGAUCUAAAAUUCGAGUCCUUCAGCAUUUUACUUAACAAUAAAUGUUAGCAUUUGAUGACAGUACCAAAAGAUAUUUAUAAAUUAAGUUUACGGAACGAAAUGUAUUCUUUAUAAAAAAAAACAUUUCGUUACUCAGUUGCAGGUGUUUGCAAUAACCUAAUCUGCCCAUAAAAGGCAGUAUGACAAAUCUACAUCAAAAUACAUUCUGUUUUUUGGUACAUCUACAUAUAAAUGCUACAUUAUGACUCUAGGAUUAUUACCAUAUUUCUCGUGAAAGAUUUAGUACUUUUUAAGUAUUUUUUUAAUUCUUUUUAAAUGGAAAUUUAAUGAAAAUAACUAUAAAGUAAAAAGUCAGAAGCCCUUUAUUAUUCGAAUUAUUUUCUAAAAUUAAUGCUUCGAUACUCAUACAAUGGCUUAAAAAUUGUGAAAAACGAAUCAAGAUAUUGUAAUAAUAUAGGGUAGGAUAAUUCUAAUGCUUGCAGCAAAUAUCUGAAGAUACUUUUAACAUAUACAUAAAAUAACAUUUUAACACUACUUUUGUUUUGUUACUCCUGUUAACCAUUGCUUAUUUUUGCUUUUAUAUUAAUUGUUAAAAGGCGCAUCUGAUCGAUCACAUUGCAUUUGAUAUGUGAUUUUUUUAACUGAAAGGCAACUUAUCAAGAUAAAUACCAAUUGAUUAAAAAUUUUAAUUUCAGAAAUGCUGCCAUUUAUGGUUGAAGAAUGAUCCAACUCUGGAUUCACUGAAAGCCACAGUGAAGAAGGAAAGUACGUUUUUGCUGACUGUUAACUAACUUUUGCUAAAUAUUUAACAACUAAACAAGGAAAAAAAGUUAUUUGCUCAUUCAAUAUUAAUGCAUAUCAACAAGCUCAAUUUUAAUACAGUCGAUUUUUUUAGUAAUUUGUUAUAAAAAAAAUUUCAACAACUGAAGUAUUAUUUUUAUUGCAAUUCUUACAAUAAAGAGAAUACAUUAAAUUAAAAUAAGUAAUCAAUGGCAUAGUUUUAAAAGCGAUGUGCAUUUUUUUACAUCACUUUUAUUACUUUCGGGUGAGGUUUUUACAGUGUGACAAAGUAAGAUUGAUAGACUUACAAAUUGCGUAUGGUAUGGGUAUAGUAUAAUGUAUCUGUGUUCAUUGUUAUAUAAAUGUUUAUUCCAUUUUGCAUAUCAAUAUGUAACAAACUAUACAAAUUUGAUAAUUACAACUUUUUUACUCUCUAUUUGUGGAAAAGGUCUGAUCUAACAUAUUCCUAACCUUUAAUGUUGUAAAAUUAUAGUUGUAGAUAUAGAUCACUAGAAAUGCUUUUUACUAACCAGUCUUGUGCUCUUUGUAAAUCCAAAAGUAGAGAUGCGCGUUGAAUUUAAUUCAGUUUGAAUAUUAAUUUGCUCCUAGAGAUUCAUUUACACUACAUUAACAUUUAGCAUUUUGGAGGGUAAAAUGCCGUUAUUUGUAGAGUCUACCUAUCCAACUGCAUGUAGAAUGCUUCAGUUCGUAUUUAUCCAUAUUUUCCAUUUCAAGUAUUAAAUCUCUCUACUUUUGGAUCAUAUCUAUGUUCUGUGUAUGGUGCAAUUUGAUAUCUGCAAACGCCAUGAAGACUGACUUUCUUUUAUUAAAUAUUUCUUAACAAUUGUUGAAAACAAUUUCAGUAAACAUUUUGUAUCUUUUUGUUCAUCUACAUAGUACAACAUUAUUACAUUUUUAAUUGUUGAUUAUAUAGCAGAGUAUCGAAAUGUCAGACUACCUCUCAUCUAAAUCUGUAUGAAUUUUUCAUUUAUGCGGAUUAAUGAGUUCCCUAGGAAACUCGAUAUCAUCAGUUUAAUUAAUGUCGUUAAGGUUUAAAAUUAUUUUAUUCAUCGAAAAAGUGAAUGAAGUAGUGUUUACGAAAUAUUACUAUGUAUGAAUUAAAGAUGCACAUAACAGUGCAAAAUAAUGAAAGCAUAAUUUUUGACACUUUUCAAUUGCAAACAUUUUCAAUUUUUUUUUUAUUAAUUUAUGUGAAUUUUCAACGUUGCACCAUACUGACUUUUCAAGUUUUCGAUGCUCUGCUGUGGUUACAGCAAUUCCUUGUUUGAGUAUACUGUUAUUUUUGAAUCGUUUUGUUAAGGAUUUCAGUUAUUUAUAAAUUUACUCUGGUGUACAUAAUGAAGUUCGUGAAAAAUUGCAUCUUUUACCGAUUUUGUUGGCAUAAAUACAUGUCUGAAUGACUUAACUGAUUGUAUUCUUGAAUAAUAACUUUGUAAACUC